AUGGCAAAUAUAGCACGGAGAGGCUCUAUGACACCGCAGUGGGGUAAUAAGGAGAGCACUGGGACGGGGACACAAUCUGGCCGUCAGGCUUGCGAGAUUUGCAGAGAGCGUAAAGUUCGAUGUGAUCGCGCCGAACCUAGAUGUGGACGAUGUACUCGUCUAAGCCUACGAUGCGGUUACGAUAACAAGCGGCGUUCGACUCGAGAUGAUCUGCCAGCGCAACUUUCACAGCUUGAGGACCGACUAGCCAAGGCCGAAGCACUCCUCUCCAUGCCUAGGAGCCAUACAAUUCCUACUCCUCCGCAUGUCGAAAAACCCCCAACACCUACUAUGAUAGAUCCAACCAUCACGGAGAUAUCACAAUCUACCAACCAACCAAGCAGUGCUAUGGACAUGGAUCUUACUCUCCCGUGUGAGACAAGUUUAUCUUCUAUAGACGGAAGCGAUAUGGACCUUUUUACCAACUGUAACGACUAUCCUGAAAGCACUUCCGGUUUAUCGUUAGACUGGACAACAUUAUCACUCCCGCUCCUCGAGCCCACCGUGAGCCCGACUUCUCUAACACCGCCAAGCAUAUCCUUCCCGCCUCAAAUAAUGCCAUCUUCCAGCCAUGAAGAUGAGGUACCGGCGUGGGACUUGGCUGCGCUACAUCAGAACUAUUUUGACUUUAUUUAUUAUUAUCUGCCUUUUCUGAGCAAAGAACGCUUUACUGCGGAACUCUCCACAAAUGGAAAUUCACCCGCAUUUCGUGCUCUAAGUUAUGCAGUGGCCCUAAUGGGUUGUACCAUCUCAUUACAAUAUCAUCAUUUACAAAAUACAUACUAUACCAUGGCUCGCAACUAUGCCGAGCAAUGUGAACGAGAAGCAGCAGAAGGAGGCACAGCAAACCUCAACCUAUUCCAGGCGCUCAUCUUCAUCAUAAGGUUCGAAAUCAUGGAUCAUAAACUAACGAGGGCCUGGCUGACGCUGGGACGCGCGGUGAGAAUGUCGAAAUUGAUGGGAUUACACCAAAUGGACCAAAAUAUCAAGCAUGACGAUACGGGCUUGGACAUGGGGCUUUACCUCCCGCCCACAGAUGACCCCAUGCUCAUGGAGGAACGGAGACGUUCGUUCUGGGGCUUAUACAUAUUUGAGGGCUUCGUUCGCGUGCGUACUGGGAUGGAGUGUGACCUGGGGGCUGCCGAUGGCUUUGGCAUCUAUCUCCCGUCGCCCGGCUUACUAACGUCCGAGUUCACCCCAACCAAAAUGCCUUAUCUAGGUAAUUUAACGGCCGAUCCUUGUCCCGAAUUAUCAUCAUUUGCAGGCUGCGUUUUGAUGAUGGAGCUUGCUAUUAAAUGUUUCGACCAUGGACGACUAGCGGAGUACGCAUCAACAAGAAAUGGUUUCUGGGACAGUCACUACAAUCUGGUGAGGGUAAUAGAAGAGCGUUUUACGAUGUUACAUAUGCAUCUAAACGCCAAAUCGGUCCGCGAGGAUCCUAUAGCUUUCAGCGUUUACAUGAACCUACGCGGUACCGAAAUAUUCUUCCACGAGGUUGCCGUCAAGCUGGUGGAACAGCAGGGAUAUCCGCUUUUAGCCGCGGCUGAGAGCCAGAAGCGCUCGAUGGCCGCUGCCUAUAAAGUUGCGAGUACUAUGCGUCUAAACUGGCCCUGUCAGCAGCUCGACCGUGAUAUCCUCAACCUGCAGGCCACAUUCCUCGCGUGGCCGGUAGUGAUGGCCAUGAAGGCUCUCAGCCGUGAACUCAAAGGUUCCACACAACUGAAGAGCGAAAGUACGAGCAGCGCAGUGACAUCUUUACGGUUACUCCGAGCCGCGUUGGACUAUAUUGAGGAGUCAGAUGGAUACUGGCAUCGGUGUACAGCUAACAUAGUGGCGGCGCUGCAAGAGUGGGACGAGACCAGCGGCUAUGACCCUAGUGACAUAUGA
This is a messenger RNA of Daldinia vernicosa, 1926 nucleotides long. RefSeq lists its product as uncharacterized. Bases 1 to 1926 code for a protein of 641 amino acids. Gene Ontology annotation, molecular function: DNA binding; DNA-binding transcription factor activity, RNA polymerase II-specific; zinc ion binding. The record is from RefSeq and is a predicted model, not a curated record. Lineage: Eukaryota; Fungi; Ascomycota; Sordariomycetes; Xylariales; Hypoxylaceae. The transcript is spliced from 3 exons. Gene Ontology annotation, cellular component: nucleus. Gene Ontology annotation, biological process: regulation of DNA-templated transcription; DNA-templated transcription.